Messenger RNA from Setaria italica (foxtail millet), 1675 nucleotides. RefSeq names its product protein EFFECTOR OF TRANSCRIPTION 2-like. The record is from RefSeq and is a predicted model, not a curated record. Gene Ontology annotation, molecular function: DNA binding. The coding region runs from base 98 to 1369 and encodes 423 amino acids. Gene Ontology annotation, biological process: regulation of DNA-templated transcription. Lineage: Eukaryota; Viridiplantae; Streptophyta; Magnoliopsida; Poales; Poaceae. The transcript has a single exon.
UUCAUCUUCAGCGUUUAACAUUGUAAUUUGGUUAUUCUCUGAAUGCAUUUAACAUUUUCCAUUCCUAUGUGUCUUUUCUUCUAUUGGAAACAAACAGAUGGAUAAUAAACAAGAAGCUGAGAAGACUGAGGCACAGCUGCUGAGAGUAUUUGAUUAUGCAUGGAACAAGCUUCAGAAUGGUGCUUGUCGCCGUGAAGAAAUACUGCUCAAGUUAGAACAGGGAGCAACCAGCCGUAGAUCAUCUCUACUUAGCAGAGUACGCCACUUGAAACAAGAUAUAUUUGGAGUAAAAGCGGGUAUAAAGAUAAAAGGAAGUGGGUCAGUUAACACCCCGCCUGGUAUUAUGAAAAGUAUGCUCCCAAGAGUUCGUACAUUUGUUGGUUUCAGACCUCAGCCAGUUAACUCAGAGGACAGUGGAGGCGAGGCAACUGAUAUUCCCUGGAAGAAAAUAUCUGGCAUUCCCUGUGGUAAUAGACAAGCACAUAGAAGGAGGUCCGGAGGGCACAGAAUAAAAAAGGUCGAUGUUGCAAAACGGAGAACUGUGCCGAUACAAGAUUCUAACUCUUUUUGUGGAGUGGUGCUAGAAGAUGGUUCUUCUUGUCUGGAGCACCCAGUUGAAGGAAGAAAGAGAUGCAGCUUACACAAAGGUAGAAGAAUCAAAGGCAGCCCUAAAUGCUCAUCUACUAGCUAUCCUUGCCAAGCUGAGAUUCCAAUACCUUACGUAACUGAAGAUUUAGACAACUCAGAUCAAACACGGGAGAUUAUUGAAUCCAUACCUCGCCUAACUGAAGAUUUGGACAGCUCAGAUCAAACACAGGAAAGUAAAAUAUCGCCCAAAAAUAUCUCUAAAACUGUGGAGGAAUCCCCAAGACAAAGCAAUAACAUCAAAGCAGAGGAGGUGAAAACUAGAGAAGCUCCUACAGAAGAUGGAACACAUGACGCCUCCAGGGAUGCUUGUAUCUGUGACUGUGAAGAGAAGGCUUCCCAUGCUGAACCUGAGUCCCAGGAGCCGCAGCCUUCUGGGAGAAUGUGGUUUGAGCUGCUCAAAGCACGGAAGAAAUUGGCAAGUGCAGACUCAUCAAGAGGGUCAGGAUCUCAGACAAGAGAUUAUGCAGCGCCCAUCUGUGGAGCAAUGGCAGAUAAUGGGUCCAGCAAAAUGGUGCCAAAUGCUGGAAGAGAAAUAUGCGAGAAAGACAGUGGAAUAGAGGUCGCUGGUGCUUCGUUUUCCAUAAGCUCAGGAUGGCCGGGUAUAUGUGGUGCUCGUACAGCAGACGGUUCACCCUGUAUGAAUAAGCCUGUCGAAGGGAGGAAGAGAUGUGCAUUACACAAAGGUCAAAGAGCAUCAUGCACACCUACACCAUCAGUUUAAUACAGGACGGUUUCGUUUCUUUUUCUUUUUCAUUCAGCUGCUGUUUUCGUGCUGCAGUUAGAAAAUUGAAACAUACAAAGCCAGCGCUUUUUGGGGUGGGGUUUAUAUUAAGCUGCUUCACCCCAGGAUGAUUCACCAUUCAUAUUUCUUUUCUUUAAAGUUCAUCAUUCACAUUUCUUGUGCCUCCAAAACACUACAUAUUUUUUGUGAUUGUAUUUUGAUGUAUUUGCAGAGAGCUGAAGAAUGAAUAUCUUAUACCGAUGUUCUGAACAUUGCAGUUCGAUGAAUUUUCAUGCUAAAUUUUGA